CUUCUUCUUCUAGCUCGCCUGCCUCGGCGUUCCUAAGGUACUACUACUAAUCGUUAACUCUUCUUUUCAACUCCUCCUUCUAAAGGGCCUUUCUUCUUACACUCGCUGUUUGUUGUCUUGUGUCCACAUUCUUCAAAAUCAACACACACACACACACACACUUCCAUCAUCACCCCGUAUUCAGAGCGCGUUCUAUCGCACUCCAUCGUGAUCACUCCCACUCUCGAAAGCUACCCAAUUGCUUCGACAUCUCCGCCCACAUAAUGUCUCUCUCAAAGUACGCCGUGCCUGUUCUGGCCGUCGCUGGCUCUGCCUACGCUGCCUGCAGUGCUUCUCCCUCGCCCACCGUCACCGUCCAGAACGCUGGUGAUGUCGCCGCUUUCACUACCUGCCGUACCUUCUCUGGCAGCAUCGCCGUCGCAACCGGCGCCACCGACUUCCAGCUCAGCGGCGUCCGGGAGCUCAAUGGCAACUUGGUCGUCUUGAACAACACCCAGAUCAGUGGCAUCUCGGCCGACAGCUUGGAGACCAUCAAGGGUACCUUCAGACUGGACAACCUCGAGUCCCUCACCAGCCUCAACUUCCCCAAGUUGACCCAGGUGGAGGAGAUCGAGUGGACUUCCCUCUCCAGGCUCGACACCAUUGGCUUCGACUCCGAGGUCACAGAGGCCGACUCUGUCAAGAUUGAGAACACUUUCCUUUCCUCCCUCAAGGGAAUCAACCUUGCCACCGUCAAGACCCUCAAGCUUGCCAAUAACAAGCAGAUCAACGAUAUCACCAUGGAGAACCUGGGCAAUGUGUCUGAGAUUCUCGACUUCUCGGACAACAACGUUGACGUCAACGUCUCCCUUCCCAACUUGCUCUGGGCUUCCAACAUGACCUUCCGCAACGUCUCCUCCCUGGAUCUGCCCUCCCUCGAGACCCUCAACGGCUCCUUCAACUUGGUCAACAACGCUUUCUUGAGCUUCAAGGCCCCCAAUCUCACCACCAUUGGCGGUGCUCUCUCCUUCGUCUCCAACACCGAGUUGACCAACCUCACUCUCCCCGAGCUGACCGAGGUCAAGGAGAACCUCGAGAUCGCCAACAACACCAAGCUCCACAAGAUUGACGGCAUUCCCAAGCUCAAGACCAUCCGCGGUGCUCUUGACUUCAACGGAAACAUGUCCGAGGUUGCCCUUCCGGCCAUCAACCACAUCUUCGGUGCCUUCAACCUCCAGUCUACUGGCGAUAUUGACUGCGACAAGGACUUCAAGCCUCUCAAGUCCUCCGGCAAGAUCGAGGGAAGGUACUUCUGCAAGGGCAAUGUCGCCAAGCCCGGUGGUGAGGGCACCACCCCCACUGUCACCGGAUCAGGAGCUUCCAAGACCAACGCUGCUUCUCCCGCCAAUGUUGGAUCUAAUGUCCUCAUGGCUGGUCUCGCCGCCGCCUUCUUCUUGUAACCGACUCAUGACGCUGGCGUUUCACUUUACCAACAUAGACUAAUAAUUCGACAAUCUGUGUCCUUUCUAAACAUAUGGUCCCGUGCACAGACCCUCCUAGACUGCUGAAAGAUUGCAUUUGUGGGGCCGGAAGAAGCAUUGCGAAGGGGGGAAGGAUCGCUCAACGUACAUGAUAUGCGCGUAUCGAUUGGCUAGUGAGGGCCGCAGCUUAGCGGAACUGUAAUACGGGCACACGGUGGCCUACCUUCGAAUGUUUCGUCCGCCUGGAGUUUGGCGGGUGCCUUUUUGGGGGCGGCAGAAAUCAUGGCUCGGUGCUUUCUCUCUCCUUCUCUCAUUCAUUUUUGUGUCCAUAGGUAGGCGCUCUCUAUAUCAUGUAUGCUACAGCGAAAAUGCAUUUCUUUAUCAA
Messenger RNA from Aaosphaeria arxii CBS 175.79, 1845 nucleotides. RefSeq lists its product as uncharacterized. Bases 264 to 1439 code for a protein of 391 amino acids. Gene Ontology annotation, biological process: fungal-type cell wall organization. The transcript is spliced from 4 exons. NCBI's taxonomy places the organism in Eukaryota, Fungi, Ascomycota, Dothideomycetes, Pleosporales. Gene Ontology annotation, cellular component: plasma membrane; fungal-type cell wall. The record is from RefSeq and is a predicted model, not a curated record.